AUGGCAUCCUUUACCCAACAAGCUUCAGUGCUGCUGCUGCCCCUGCUCUUCCAGGGAAUUCUCUGUGUUGGGCCAAGCCCAGAGGCCAGCCAUGUCCUGGGAACCCAUCAUCCGGCAGGAGAAGAACCCCUCUCCUUUCGCUUGCUCCAGAUCUCCUCGUUCGCCAACCACAGCUGGGAGAGCACCCAGGGCUCAGGCUGGCUGGGUGAAGUGCAGACUCAUCGCUGGGACAGAGCGUUGGGCACCAUCAGCUACAUGUUGCCCUGGUCCCAGGGCAAUUUUACCAAGGAGGAGCUGGAGGGCAUCCAUGCGAUAUUGCAGCUGUAUUUCCAUCUCUUUCCUGGGCAAGUUCAGGCGCGUGCCAGUCAGUUUCAGUUGGAAUAUCCCUUUGUGAUCCAGAUGUCAUCCGGCUGCACAAUGCGUCCUGGGAAGGCCUCAGAAGCCUUCUUAUAUGGGGCAUACCAAGGAUCCGACUUCCUAAGUUUCCAAGGGUAUUCCUGGAGGCCAGCUCCAGGAGCAGGAAGUCGGGCUCGGGAUGUCUGCAAAGUGCUCAAUCGCUACCGAGUUGUUAAAGAAGUUGCCAAGAAUCUUCUCGGUAACGCCUGCCCUCGCUUUCUGGCCGGCAUCGCUGCAGCAGGGAAGGCAGAACUGGAGCGGCAAGUGAAGCCAGAGGCUUGGGUGUCCCAAGGCGCUGGUCCUGGUCCUGGGCGUCUGCUGCUGGUGUGCCACGUGUCUGGCUUCCAUCCCAAGCCCGUGCGGGUGCGGUGGAUGCGGGGGCAGCAGGUGCAGCCAGACACUCAGCAAGGGGACGUCCUGCCCAAUGCUGACGGGACGUGGUAUCUUCGAGUGACCCUGGACGUGGCCGCUAGAGAGGCCACUGGUCUGAGUUGUCGAGUGAAACACAGCAGCCUCGGAGGCCAUGACCUAAUCAUCCCCUGGGAUGGAUACCACAUCCUCACAGUAUUGACCUGUUUGGCUAUAAUGGUUACCCUGAUUGUGUUGGUUGUGGUUGGUCGGUGGUUUCAAAAGCAGAGCCUUGCCUUUCCCACAGAAGCCAGCAUCCAACACCCCAGGAGUUUAGGACAUCAGCUCUACUUGGCACAGAAAUCAUGGAUGAAAAACAGAUUCUUGAAGGAAGGAAAAAUAAGCCUAAGCAAACUCUGA
Messenger RNA from Pipistrellus nathusii (Nathusius's pipistrelle), 1164 nucleotides. Lineage: Eukaryota; Metazoa; Chordata; Mammalia; Chiroptera; Vespertilionidae. The record is from the annotation of a GenBank genome assembly.